Rhipicephalus microplus (southern cattle tick) is the source of this 7019-nucleotide messenger RNA. Its product is annotated as ETS homologous factor. Gene Ontology annotation, molecular function: sequence-specific DNA binding; DNA-binding transcription factor activity, RNA polymerase II-specific. Gene Ontology annotation, biological process: cell differentiation; regulation of transcription by RNA polymerase II. The record is from RefSeq and is a predicted model, not a curated record. Lineage: Eukaryota; Metazoa; Arthropoda; Arachnida; Ixodida; Ixodidae. Gene Ontology annotation, cellular component: nucleus.
ACGUUACCGACGACGACGAGCGGCGAGUACGGAGCUAAGCGGAGGAGACGCCGAUCUUGUUGUGGCUCCGUAGUGCACGUGUUUUGCUCUUUUUUCGCUUAACUGGAUCGGCGGCGCAUUGUUUUGCCGUAGUGUGCCCCCACGUGUUUUGAGAGGUAGCGGCCACCGCCGCCGCACCCAGCGAUCGACGACCGCUAACUGUUUCGUGAUCGCGUUCGCGCGGUUACCCGCCAGUGCUCCCGAGUUUUUCUGUCACUGCCGCGCUUUCUCUGGACUGGCCUCUGGAUCAUAUUGGCAUCGUUGGAUCGUCUGGCAGCCAACAGUAUUCUGUGAAUGCUCGAGCUGAUGACGCGCCGUGUGUGCUAAAAGGGUGAACGCAGUGCCGUAUUUGUGGCAUCGAAGUCUGUACAGUGCAUGUGAGUGAACCCCCUCCCCCCAAGCUUCAAGUGUCGGUACAUGUGACUGGCUUAGACACUUUGUCGUGGUAGUCGUGAGACUACCCGCCACCCAUCUGCGCAGACCACAACGACAGAGUUGCAGCCUUUUCCUCCAUCGCCGCUGCAGCGGUGAUCUCCGCAAACGGUGAUGGCCAGCGGUGCUCUGGCCGCUGGGCCCAUGCUCGCUGACUCCGGACACAUGGCGCAGACCAUGACGCCCCCACCCCAACAGCAGCAGCAGUCGCUGAAUCAGUACUCGCACGCCGCAUCACUCGGACUUAUCACUCAACAGCAACAGCAGAUGCAUCACCAACAGCAACAGCACAUUCAACAGCAGCAGCAGCAAGCUGCCCAGAUGGCCGAGGCCCAACAGCAACAGCAAUUAGCCGCGGGCUACCAUCUCGGCGCGUACGGUGGAUACAACGGAUACAGAGUCCAGUCUCGGACGCAGAACCUCGCCUACAGAAUGAUGCUCAACCAGACAGACCUCAUGGCGACCCAUGAGUCCCCGUUCAGCACAGACGAACAGUUCAUGUACGAACCGACCGAGGAGGACAAGAAUGCGUACUGCAACCUGCAGCCCAUCGGCCUGGAUGGUGCAGACCACGUGACACCUUCCUUACAGCACAUGGACCUCAUGGCCCCAUCCAGGCCCAUACCUUUUGAAGGCGACACGUUCCCGACGGACGUGCUGGACCUCGGCGAGAGCCGGUGGCAGAGCCUUCCCAUCCAACACUGGCAGUCUCACGACGUGCUCGAGUGGUUGGUGGCCUGGACGAGCCACAACCAGGUGGAGAUCGUGGACGACGAGAUCAACAUGACCGCCUUCGCCUCGUUCACCGGGGAACACCUGUGCCGCAUGAGCCUCGACGAGUUCCGUGCGCACGCGCCCUCUUACGGACACCGCCUCUACGAGGAAGUGCAGCGGCACCUGGGCAACAGUACAGCAGCCGCGGCAGCGUCACGCAACAUGGGAAUGUCGGACGCCUACUUCGAACCCGAAAAAUACGCCUUCCACCCUCGCUAUUUCGACACUCUGGAAAUCCAGAACAGCAGUCCUGGCUCCGAAAAUGUGACGUCAUCGGGGUCGCCGGGUCUCGCGGAGUCGGACAGCGGCAGCACCAGCAGCAGCCUGAGCACCGUCAAUGAGCGGACGGAGAACCUCUUUCCCUACAUGCCUCAUGACACGCGGAUACUCAAGCAAAUGGCCCCUCCCAUGCCUAUGAUCGGCAAAAAGAAAGGACGCAGGGGCAGGCCCCCCAUCAAAGAGGCCAAAGCGCGCAGCCGAGCAGGCAAAGGCAUGGGCAAGCUGUGGGAGUUCAUCCGGGACCUGCUGUUGAACCCAUCGACCAACCCGAGCCUGAUACGAUGGGAGAGGCGCGAGGAUGGCAUCUUCAAGUUCGUUCAAUCAGACAAGGUCGCCAAGAUGUGGGGCGACCGCAAGCAGAACCCUCGCAUGACCUACGAGAAGCUCAGCCGGGCCAUGAGAUACUACUACAAAAGCCAGGUCCUUCUACCCGUGUUCGGCCGGCGGCUUGUGUACAAAUUCGGCCCCAACGCCACUGGGUGGAGACCGUAAUGCCUCGAUGAAGGAAGGCUACACAUAGGCCCACUCGUUCUCUGGAACAAGAACAACAACAACGAACAGAAACCACAUCUCAACCGCAGCUGGAACGACAGAGAACUCUAUGUAAAACCGCACGUUCUGAAAAGAGCUGCAUAUAUUUUUUUAUUCUCCCACUUUGUUGUUGUUUUACAUCCUCCUGAUACCGAAACAAUCCAUCUUUAGCGUGAGUGUGACUGGCGUCAUUUUGAUGUUGUCACACAUGCGCAUGUUGUUUAGUCUUUGACAUUUCCCUCCCUCCCCUAUUUCUGUUGUAACACAGACUCGACUACUCCCAUCCCUGUUUCUAUUUGACCUUCUUUUUGACCCAUUGUUUAUCAAUUUUUCAUCUUGUUCUUGUUUAAUCCUUUUUAUUGUUUCUUGUUCGUUUGCAUCCUCUUGCGAGUGCAUGUGUGUGAGCGUGAGCAUGUGCGUGCGUACCUUGUUCGUUUCAAAAAGACGUGCACACUUGAUUUUGCCCCCAGAUGGAGUACCGUCAAGAGUUAUUACCAUCGUCAUCACCAGUCGCAGUAAUUGAAGGAUAAUACUUGAGGGCGGCGAUGAUUGCUGCAAUCGUUGAAGUGUUCCCCGAACCCUUGCAAGUCUUCUGGGGUCGGUGUCAGUGUGCGUAACUUCGGUGAUGUAGAAUUCGAAAACGGGGAGCAAAAUAAUGAAGUAAGGCUUAACAAACGUUUGGUAGACGCUGGCGUCUGUCGUCUGCUCGGCUGUGUGCUACGUGCAGACGACGCUAAACACAAAACGCUCGUGCUGAUUCACUUGCGAGCAGACGACACAUGAGCGCGUGACGUUUUGUCUGUGCACUAAAGAAUAAUUUUUUUCCUGCCAAACGUUGGUGGAGCUGUCGUCGCGCAUGUUUUGGAAAAGCUCGAAGACGUGGGUGCGAAUUGCGCCUAAUCAGCGAUGCGAAAGUGAUUUCGCGCAUAAAGCACCAUGAUUAUUGAUGAUGUUCAGUUCUUAUUACCGCUGCUCUAUUCAUUUCAUUUCUCUAGCCUCGUAGUUUCAAUGGCGAACUACUAGCGGUAGGUUCUCAUUCUUACAAUGUUCUAAAGUUUACGUCGCUCUAGUCGUAAAGAAGGAGAGAUACAACAAUCAAAAAGCAAUAUUAUGUCAUCAUUUCACUCCAGCACGUCACGUAUGUGUCAUCGAAAUAAUGACACUGUGGGCAUAUAGUUGUCAUGGCCGCCUGCAAAAAUGCAACUGAGAGCUUGUAUAUUUUAUUAUUUGGUGGCUAUUGUUAACACGACACAAUGCCUGCCAUCAAUUGUGCAAACGAAUGACUUCAUGGCGCUGAGGUUUGUUCAUUGGUGUUCUAGAGUUUAGCUUUCUCGCAACUAUCAAAAAAUCAAACUAGCAGCAGUGCAUUACAUUUUUCAUAUUUUCCCAAUUGUUGACUGCUAUAUCAAAACUUAAAUUUAAAAGGUCGUCAGUUACAAACACUGCAGGAAUGGUUUACGUUUCAUUUCUUUUUAAGUAUGCCUUUUCGAAGAACCUUCACAUAAUAUACAGAUGCUUCAUAGUAUUGCUGAGCGAUCCUUUUGGCUGUAUCAGCGCAACCACUCAAGGCAAAAGAAAUAGAAGUUCACAAAAGGCCAACGUAUCAGCAAGGUUGUGCAGACUGGAGAACAAAAUCAUGACUCAUCAAUGUUGCUGAUGGUUAAUAUUUUUCAAAAGAAAUCACACCAACCUUUCUUUCGGUAUGCAUAUACAGCGUGAUCGACUCUUAAGGGGAAGAAAGGUUACUGUCCUAGCAUAUAUUACAGCUAAUAAACAGACUCAAAUCCUACCAACUUCUUUCAUGCACUUAGACGAAUGUCUUAUGUCGUUCAAGGCAGUGUUUCUAGCAAUGUUGAGGCUGCAACUUUGCUUAGGUCAAACCCUUCGUUCCCUUUAAAAGUGUUCCACACUGUAUCUCUGGUUGCUUUCGGACUAAAUGGUCACGUGUUUGCAAGGAUCUUCAGUGCACUGCCUGCAGUAGGCACGUGGUGUAUACGCACGAAGGAGAAAAGAGCUGACCUUUUCAGCGGAACUGUGAGGCCUGUACAUUGUCUCCCCUGUCAUAUGUGCAAUCAUCGACGAAGCAUACUCAUGUCGAGCAGUCAAUACCUGCCCAGAUGUUCAUGUUCACGCUGCCGGUAACUUACUUGAUUUUACUGGCCUUGUGUGUCACUAUAUAUUCUUCUGUAAUCUUCAUCAAGCUCUUUCAUUUUUUGUUUGUGAGCUCUGUGGGAGAAAUAAAGGAGUUGAGGAGGAUCGGCGCAUUCUUUUACCAUAAAGCGAGAUCCUGUACAAACCCCUUUUGUGUAUAAAUAUAUGCCAGAACAGUAUUUUUUUAUUUGAGUGCUCUUACGCACGAGCGUUCCAGGCAACAUCAUUCCAAGAUUUCUGUUAACAUCUUUUUUUGUUUUUCUUUUUUCGAGACAUGCAUUGCAUUCCCAUCUGUUUGACAUAAUGCGGACAUUAUGUGUAUCCGGAAUUUUCGUUCUCAAACGUUUCUCAACUUCGCUACUCUUCUGAUUUCUGGAAAUCUGUUUGUGCUUUUCUUUGUGGUAGACCUUGCAGUUGUCAAAUGUACAGGCUACCACAUACAAUAUCAGCAGUGAACCCGCUUCCGAGCCAUGUUACAUCCGAUAGCGAGAGGCAAAUUUUGAGUUCAGAAAAAGGCAUUUGUUUAUUCAUAGCGACAACAGAUAGCUGGUAUGCCCAUGUAUUAAAAAAAAGUGGUCAUAUACUCGUGGCUGUCGACUGCAGUUCACACUGAUCCCGUCAAACAAAACAACAUGAAAUGUGCCUGAAACGUUUGCAUUCAUAAUCGGAAAAUACUUAGCUUCUGCACCAUGUGAUAUGAUGGAGCACUGUCGCUUCCUCUGUGAAAUGUUAUUCUAGAUUCUUCUUGCGUGGAUCUUCCAGUUUGUCUCAAAACAUAUGCACAUAACUCAAUUCACUCUAAUUUUCAUUUGCCGAUUUAAGCAGCAAGAGAUUGUGAUACAAUGUUGCCUUGAGCGCAGUACUUACACGAGGUCGAAAUAUAACAGUUCGACAGUGAGUAGCCGCAACUUGCAUCAUAAGGUCCACUGCUGUAAAUCAGUUUGACGUAUCGAACGUGUGGGGCUUCUAAAACAAUAAGGCUUUUAACGUUAUUUUAUAAAACAUUCAAUUUUGUAUCAACACUUCUGUAUAUGACAUGAGAACAGUUGCAUCAUGAAAUUGAUGUCAUACACAGCUGCAAAUGUGGAAAAUUUUAUAUUGUGUGAACACAAAAUUUGCAGGUAGCAUCCAUUGACAGAAGUCUACAAAAAUCGUGUUCUCGUGAAAGUUCGGUAACGGGCUGUGGGUUUCACUGCUGCAUUUGUAGUUCUUCUUUCUGCUGAAAAAAAAAAGAGCUCUGCAUCGUUACGUGUACAUUGAUUACUGAAUACUCCUGCUCUGCCUUAUGCUAGGCCAGUCGCAGCUGCACUUGUGUAUUAUCCCCAGUGGACGUCAGUACAUUUCGCAUGUACUUAAGAAAAACUGGAGUUUGCAAAUGUGGUCUUGUAUACCCUCUGGACCGCAGUCAUGUAUUCGUUCUUUUUCUUUGUCUGUUCAUUGUUGCAUUGUGAAAAAGAGAGCGAUGACAGAGUCCCAUGUUGCUCAACACUUCUCUGUUCUCACCUGAGCCCCACGCCUAAUGAUGGCGUCCAUGUCGAUCAAAACAAAUGUACCUUCAGAAAACAGAGACUUAAAAGCCAAGUGUCUAUCGUGCAAUCGUGAAGCGCGCCAGAUGUCGCAUAUCUUUUGUCUACGACGUAUGAAAGCAACGUUUUUUUUAGUUUUUUUUUUUCACGAAGGUGCUGUGACGAUAUCAUGUGCAAUUUUUUUAGUUUCGAAAGAAGGGUGUGUUCCAGCUGCUCUGGACGUCGAAAUAACUGCAUAUUGCGAUUUGUUUAGUGUGUUCCCGGUCCAGCCUGAUUUUAGGCUUGCUUAAAGAGUUUGGCUGCCUGUACCAUAAGCACUACAGCUUCAAUACUUGUUCUCCAAAUGGAGAAAAACACAGAAAAAUAAAUGAGUGAUAUUUUGUAAGAUAAUAUAAAAACAUUUGGGCUAAUAUGAAACUCUGGUUCAAAUGUAAUAUCAGUAGGUGGGCAAUGACCAAUGCUCCUCCGGAUAGUUUAUGGUGAUUGUGAGCGAAGCACUGACAUCGUUGUAAAUUGAAUAGAAACAGUGAAAAGUUUGCAUUUCCUCUCACUGACACAGAGCUUCCCAACUAACAGGAAUUAGCCGAGAAAAAUUGAGAAAAGUUUAAGCCGUGAAAUGGAACGUACAUUACAAAUGUACAAGUAUUGUGAACGCUGAAGUACAGACAUCUUUCACAACACAGAUGCAGCAGCCAUCACGAGAAGUGCAAUGUUUGUCUUUAGUCUGAAUAUGAUGUUCUUUUCAUAGUAAUCGUUAAUGUCAUUACCUAAGUGAUGUAGCAGUUAGAUGUUUGAUGGACACCUGGAAUUCAUCCUCCUUUUGGAAGGUCCAGACCAAUAGAGUCGCAGCAAGAGCAUGACCUUGCAAUUGAUCAACUUUUGUGGGUGCCCUCUGGUAGCCUCAAUGUGCCUUCACUGUAGUCCAACUGAAACAAAAAAUGGCCGAUGUGUCUCUGUAUUGUAAUAUACGUGUUCUGCCUUUAAAAGAGAGAUAAAAUCUAUGGCAUCGCUAAACGUGUGCCCUGUUGAUACUUGUGACCAUAUUUUAUGUGACAAGAGAAAGAGAGAUUAAAAAAGACAAAGUAUAUUUGAAAGAUCAAUUUUUAUAAACGACAGAGCUACUUUAUAUAUAUAUAAAUAUAUUAUAUGUAUACUAUAAACCAAUCUCUUUCUAUGCCAGUCGCUAUUGUUCUCUUUUAACUUUUUCUCGACUCGCCCAUCCUGUUUAUUUACCUGUGUAUGAGAGAGACAAGAUUUAAAAUAAAGACUACUUGUAGAUAGCCACAA